Messenger RNA from Symbiodinium natans, 1014 nucleotides. Lineage: Eukaryota; Dinophyceae; Suessiales; Symbiodiniaceae. The record is from the annotation of a GenBank genome assembly.
AUGGCAAAGAAUCGAACAACGCCUUCUUUCUUGCUCUCGGUGGCAGCCGCUUGUGUGGCUAGCUGGCUUUUGCUGGUGGCUGGAGAUGCGUUUGUGAGCCCUGCACCCACAUCCGUGCACCUUGCGGCCCACACGUGGCAGGUGAAGCAGGCUGCCUUCCCUGCAAAUGGUUCCACGAUUGUGUCUCCUGAUCAGAAAGCAAGCCUUUUCAGGACGGCUGCCGCUGCAUCGCUCCUUUGCCUUGCCGCGGCACGCUUGAUCAAGGGCAAGUGGAAGCCAAGAGCGUCUCCAGUCCGUCGAGCUGUCAUCUCACUCAACGCCGCCGGCGCCAAUGCUGCCAAUGGUGGAGAGCCUGCAGUGACAGCAAAGGACACAAGGAACACAAAGAACACAAAGAACACAACACAAAGCCUGCCCUACAAAGUUGCAAAUGCGGCACUCGUGGAUGUUUGCCCCAACAUCCCGAACAUCCUCAGCCUUCCGGAGAUCUUGGAGCCUUCCCUCGCUGUCCCUGACUCCCGUACCGUUGCCACACAGGCAACCGUUGCCACGCCGGCAACUCCCACAUCUACAACGUCUGCAACGUCUGCGACAUCAGCGAAGAGCUUCGCCUGCCUUUGCGGAAAGCUUGGCUCUGCUCGACUGGUGGCCGGCGCUCGCCAUGCCCAGCACCGACAUGCCCGGUGUUUUUCAGGCAAAGCCGCCCGGCGUGCAGUUGGUCGUCACCUUUGCGAGCGUGUGGUGGCACCUGUCUUGCCUUCGAGCUUCGAUGCCAGCAAGACCCGCACAAAGAUCCAGCUCGGGCUUCGCGUGUCCUCUUGCAUGCGCUCUGAGUCGGGCCGUGAGUCGAAGCUGUCCUCGGGCGUCGAAGGGUCAGAAAUGGGCACAUGCCUUAACUUUGUAGCACAUGAUUUAAAGGUAUACAUGCUAGAUCAUGGUUCUGCACUGACUGCUACUGCUUCUGACCCGAGAGUUAGAGCUGCAGCUCAGCUGCUCCGGAAGCAUGGGAUGUGA